AUGAGGGACACCUCCGUCUGCCUCUUUUUUCUUCUCGUCUGCUUGGCGGGAUCGCACGCAAAUUCGUCACAAGAGGCUUGGCUAAGGGAAUUUAUCCUGUCCAGAAGGAGCAGUGGUAGUGCGUUCAGUGCACAUGACGAGCUGGCCUUCACGGCCACUAGCCUCAAAUCAGAGUACUCUGGUACUGACCAGAACGCUCAGAAGGCGGCCGACAAGAUUACAGCGCUGCCCGGCCAGCCGGCCGGCGGCGUCGGCUUCAACCAGUACAGCGGGUACGUGACUGUCGACGAGAAGAACGGCCGUGCGCUCUUCUACUACUUCGUGGAAGCGAUGCACGAUGCUGCGGCAAAGCCGUUGCUCCUGAGGCUUAACGGAGGCCCUGGUUGCUCAUCAGUAGGCUACGGAGCAAUGAUAGAAAUUGGCCCGUUCGGCAUAAACAGCGACAACAAAACCCUGAGUAGAAACGAGAACGCCUGGAACAGCGAGGCCAACGUGCUCUUCCUGGAGUCACAUGCCGGUGUUGGAUUCUCGUACUCCAACACAUCUUCAGAUGAUGCAUUCGUUUUCCUGAUCAAUUGGAUCCAGAGGUUCCCUGAGUACAAAGCACGCGCCUUUUACAUCUCCGGGGAGAGCUAUGCCGGACACUACGUUCCGCAGCUCGCAACAGCCAUCCUUAGUCACAAUAUAAAGAGUAAAAGCAAUAUCAUAAAUCUUCAGGCUAUAUUGCUGAGGCAUCUCAAAACAAAAUUUCAGGUUGGCAAUCCGUAUCUGGACGAUAACAAGAACACAAAGGGGCAAAUUGACUACUUGUGGAGCCAUGGGGUGAUAUCAGAUGAGGUUCCAGGAAUUGAUCCGUGCAGCAACUACUAUAUCCAGGCUUACAUGAACAAUCCCUUGGUGCAGAAGGCUUUCCAUGCUAGAACGACAAAGUGGUCAGGCUGCACUGGAGACUUCGAUGCCGUCUGCCCACUCACCGCCACAAGGUACUCCAUCACUGACCUCGAGCUCUCAGUCAUGGAGCCAUGGCGCCCCUGGACAGCAACCAAAGAGGUUGGAGGCUAUGUUCAGCAGUACUUGGGAGGUCUUGUGCUUGUUUCAGUGAGGGGAGCUGGUCAUCAAGUUCCUUAUUUCCAGCCAGAGAGAGCACUAGUACUGCUCAAAUCCUUCUUGAAAGGAACGCUCCCACCUUAUGUAGUGGAGCAGUAA
This is a messenger RNA of Miscanthus lutarioriparius, 1206 nucleotides long. The record is from the annotation of a GenBank genome assembly. NCBI's taxonomy places the organism in Eukaryota, Viridiplantae, Streptophyta, Magnoliopsida, Poales, Poaceae.